ACGCUAAAUCCCCUUUAAUUAAUUAAUUUAUAUAUUUAAUCCAUUCAUUCAUAUAUACUCCUCCAUUUUAGUUAAAUUCUCUCUCCUCAAUCAUCUGCAACCAAAAAAACUGCUUCAUGAGUGAUAAGUUUUAUUGUAUGACCAUGAGGAUGAACAUCGACUGCAACGGUUGCUAUCGUAAAAUCCGAAGAACUCUUCUCAAGAUGCAAGAGUUGGAGAGCCAUUUGAUAGAGAGGAAGCAGUGUAGAGUAAGCGUAUGUGGAGUAUUUGUUCCGCAGGAUGUGGCUAUAAGGAUAAGGAACAAAGUUAAUCGCAGAGUUGAGAUACUGGAAAUUAAGGAAGUGGAUUCCAACACGAUGGACAGCGGAAAAUAAUUAGGGUGUAGUUACAAAGACGCUUGGUGUAUUUUGUGUUUGUAUCUUAGAUUUUUUUAAUUCUGUGUUUUCUGUGCUCUACAUUGUAUUGGAAAGCUUUGUGACAAAGUCUUGCGUGUGAAAAAAGGACAAGUAACAAGUUAAAAUCAA
Ananas comosus (pineapple) is the source of this 524-nucleotide messenger RNA. RefSeq names its product heavy metal-associated isoprenylated plant protein 25-like. Bases 117 to 374 code for a protein of 85 amino acids. NCBI's taxonomy places the organism in Eukaryota, Viridiplantae, Streptophyta, Magnoliopsida, Poales, Bromeliaceae. The transcript is spliced from 3 exons. The record is from RefSeq and is a predicted model, not a curated record. Gene Ontology annotation, molecular function: metal ion binding.